Desarmillaria tabescens is the source of this 522-nucleotide messenger RNA. RefSeq lists its product as uncharacterized. NCBI's taxonomy places the organism in Eukaryota, Fungi, Basidiomycota, Agaricomycetes, Agaricales, Physalacriaceae. The transcript is spliced from 4 exons. The record is from RefSeq and is a predicted model, not a curated record. The coding region runs from base 1 to 522 and encodes 173 amino acids.
AUGGUUGACGAAUACGAAAUGCAAGACCUCGCAGCGCCAAAGCACCAGCAAUCAGCAAAGGACGACGAUUCGACAGUGCUCACCUGGUCCUUCGCCUGCUCUGCCCUACUCACCAUAGCCUCUGGAACACUCGUACUAUCGCCCCGGCUCCUCCUCUUCUUUGCCUCCGAACACCGCGAGCUCACGUCCUUGGAAUCAUUCCUUAUGGUCCACUUUGGCAUUUGCCUCUUCGCUGUGGCUCUCGCCUUGGUUCUCAACCAUUCCCUUCUACUCCCACUUACCUUGUGCUCCUUCAUCUCGUCGUUUCUCUCGUACAACACGACAGAUGUUGGUUCUCUCGCCACACUGGCCUCUGUGGCGGCUGGUGUCAUCGCCAUCUGGGGUCUUUGGAUCCUCGUUUUUGGGAAUUCCUCUUCGAUAUCCAAGACCACCGGUGCCGAUAAACAUACCUCCUCAUUCAUUUUUGGCAACACAUCUUCCGCGUCCGCCCAGAAGAAGAGGUGGAAGAGCAAUCAUUCUUAG